GUUCGAGUCCUGUGACGAGCGCUGAGACAUGAGCUGUGUGACAGUCUAGUUCGGGAGUCCAUCUGCAGAGCGCCUGUCUCACGGAGGGAUUUAACUUCGUCAGAGAGAACAAUGGUGUUCACCGGCGGCGGGAGCCGCUUGACGCGUUUGUCGCUCGAGCUGUCGCUGCCUUGUCUUGCGACAUUACUGCUGCUGUUGUUGCUGCAGCCUUCGGAAGCAAAGAAUUCAGAAGAUGUUAGGUGCAAAUGUAUAUGUCCACCGUAUAAAGAAAAUUUUGGACAUAUCUACAAAAAAAAUGUAUCCCAGAAAGACUGCGAUUGUCUUCAUGUGGUAGAACCCAUGCCUGUUCCAGGUCCAGAUGUGGAGGCUUACUGCUUGCGAUGUGAAUGCAAGUAUGAAGAAAGAAGCUCAGUAACCAUCAAGGCAACCAUCAUUAUCUACUUGUCAAUUCUUGGCUUGCUGCUGCUCUAUAUGGUUUACCUGACCUUGCUUGAGCCAUUCUUAAAGAGACGCCUUUUUGGACAUUCACAGAUGUUGCAGAAUGAAGAUGAUGUUGGGGACCAUCAGCCGUUUGCUAAUGCUCACGAUGUGCUCUCCCGCUCCCGAUCCCGUGCCAAUGUUCUAAACAAGGUUGAAUAUGCACAGCAGCGCUGGAAGAGGCAGGUCCAGGAGCAGCGCAAGUCUGUCUUUGAUCGCCAUGUUGUCUUAAGUUAAAUCCUUCUGAUUUCCUCUAAAGUUUGGAACCGAAUGUUUUAUGUAAUUUCUAUUAAAAGUAAUAAUUAUGAUUUUAGUCAAAAGCUAAGUAUUUAAACUUUUUCAGGGGCAGUGAGAUUGUUAAUUAUUGCAGUCCUCAGUUCUGACUUUUUUAUAUUUCAUUUUCAUUAAGUUUUUGGGCACAAUCUGAUCAAAUAAGACUUCAAAAGCUUUUCUAAAAAUGCUUAAAGUUGACAGUUAACCCUCCAGUAUUUUAAUAAAGCACAACAGUUCACUUGUUGUACUUUACUUUUACAUAUUUCAAAAACAGAGAGGUCAUUUCUCACACAUUUUGCACAUUUGGUUUAUGCAAAUAAUAUAAUUGUGGGAUAAGAUUUCUAGAUUGAUUUUUUUUUUCUUCUCUGAUUUUGUAAAUGUAUUUAUUAGUGAGACUGUAAUAUAGGUUUGUUUAAUAAUUAUUGCUAAUUCCAUAAAAUGGCAGAUAUGACCGAAACUGUAUUUCUGGUUUAGCUGUCCAGGUUGAAACUAUCAACUUACAAUUUGCUAUUAAAAGCUGUAUUGUGUCUA
Polypterus senegalus (gray bichir) is the source of this 1281-nucleotide messenger RNA. It is a transcript of the gene tmem9b, whose product is annotated as TMEM9 domain family, member B. Gene Ontology annotation, biological process: positive regulation of canonical NF-kappaB signal transduction. Bases 112 to 714 code for a protein of 200 amino acids. The transcript has 5 exons. The record is from RefSeq and is a predicted model, not a curated record. Gene Ontology annotation, cellular component: lysosomal membrane. Lineage: Eukaryota; Metazoa; Chordata; Cladistia; Polypteriformes; Polypteridae.